ACGUUCCUCUGUGUCAAGGGUCACGCGCGCUCUGUCUACUUCCUUUCCUGUUACCGUCAGCCGCUGAAAGCCAUCAACAUGGGCAAAUUCAUGAAACCUGGGAAGGUGGUGAUGGUCCUGGCUGGACGUUACGCCGGACGCAAAGCCGUCAUCGUCAAGAAUAUUGAUGACGGCACUGCUGACCGGCCUUACAGCCACGCCCUGGUUUCGGGUAUCGACCGUUACCCCCGUAAAGUCACUGCCACCAUGGGGAAGAAGAAGGUGGCCAAGAGGUCCAAGAUUAAGGCCUUCGUUAAGGUGUACAACUACAACCACCUGAUGCCAACCAGGUACUCAGUUGACAUUCCUCUGGACAAAACCGUCGUCAACAAGGACGUGUUCAGGGAUCCUGCUCUGAAACGCAAAGCCAGAAGGGAGGCCAAGGUCAAGUUUGAGGAGAGAUACAAGACCGGCAAGAACAAAUGGUUCUUCCAGAAGCUCCGAUUCUAAGCGUUCAAUGGUUUCUCUAAUAAAGCUGUAAAAAUCC
Molecule: messenger RNA, 526 nt
Organism: Neoarius graeffei (lesser salmon catfish)
Lineage: Eukaryota; Metazoa; Chordata; Actinopteri; Siluriformes; Ariidae
Gene: rpl27
Product: ribosomal protein L27
Exons: 5
Coding region: 79-489 (136 amino acids)
Biological process (GO): translation
Cellular component (GO): cytosolic large ribosomal subunit; ribosome
Molecular function (GO): structural constituent of ribosome
Source: RefSeq, a predicted model, not a curated record